Molecule: messenger RNA, 671 nt
Organism: Pelagomonas calceolata
Lineage: Eukaryota; Pelagophyceae; Pelagomonadales; Pelagomonadaceae
Source: the annotation of a GenBank genome assembly
AUAAGAACCGCUCCCGAGCUUCGGCUCGCGCGCUCGACUCCCAUCUCUGCCGUACGUGGUUGGCGGGGACUGCUUCGCGCCCGCUGGCGGCCCCCGACGCGGGUCGACCCCGGCGGCGGUGGCUUAGGCCCAAAUCCACCGCGGUCCCAAGUCCCCUUCAAGUCCACCCGUGGAAGAGGCGUCCCCUAACCCUCCGCCAGUACGUACACAGGUGCGUAGUUACCCACGCAGGCGUCGUUGACGCAGCCCGCACCAGAUUGGAACGCAUCUCGGACACCGAGAGAGAGGAGACAAAGUCACGCAAUUCGGUCACCUUCUGGGCCCGCAGCGUCGAAACAAAGGCCACUUUCUAUAGGAAUAGGUGGUCGAGCGUCCCAGCGCAGCAGUCGCCGUCCCUCGAGCGCGCGUAUAGGCCGAGAUCGAGAAAUGCGCAUUUCUUCCGCUGCUCCGUGCGCGACGCGAGGGGCUCCGCUGCAGCCCAAAAUUGGGCUACCCUACCAACUUUAUGUAAGUGCACCGCGUGCCAAAUUUGGUGGCUUGGGAUGGCGUGUGGGCUGCGGUAGGUGCCCGGUUACUAAAAGUGGGAUUGUGCGGUAUAAACCCUCGCUUGUGUAACAGCGAGGAACCUAACCUACGGUACUAUACUAGAGAGAGAAACCUACUAGCCCUUC